This is a messenger RNA of Juglans regia (Persian walnut), 783 nucleotides long. RefSeq names its product prefoldin subunit 6-like. Gene Ontology annotation, molecular function: protein-folding chaperone binding. The transcript is spliced from 6 exons. The coding region runs from base 60 to 452 and encodes 130 amino acids. Gene Ontology annotation, cellular component: cytoplasm; prefoldin complex. Gene Ontology annotation, biological process: protein folding; chaperone-mediated protein complex assembly. The record is from RefSeq and is a predicted model, not a curated record. NCBI's taxonomy places the organism in Eukaryota, Viridiplantae, Streptophyta, Magnoliopsida, Fagales, Juglandaceae.
UCGAUCUCCAUUCUCAAACCGAAAAAGGUGGCAGCAGAAGAAAAAAGAAGCGAGCACAAAUGGCUUCCCCAGCCGCUCUUCGAGAACUACAGCGCGAAUUAGAGACCAAAGCCGACGAUCUUAACAAAAUCCAAAAAGAUAUUUCGAAGAAUCACCAAGUGAGAAAGAAGUACACUAUUCAGCUCGGUGAGAACGAGCUUGUCCUGAAGGAGUUGGAUCUGCUGAGCGAAGAUGCAAAUGUGUACAAGUUGAUUGGUCCGGUACUUGUAAAGCAGGAUUUGGCAGAGGCAAAUGCAAAUGUGCGCAAGAGAAUCGAAUACAUGUCUGCUGAAUUGAAACGGCUUGAUACAACUCUUCAAGAUUUGGAGGAUAAGCAAAAUAGCAAGAGAGAUGCGGUCUUAAAGGUACAACAGAGGAUCCAAUCUCUCCAGGCCGGGAAAGCCAAGGCAUAGUUUGCUUUCACACCAGUAUUCGAGCUUUAGAGGAAUUCAAUGAAAACACGAUGCUUUGCCAUUUACACCAUAGCAAAUGAUGAACUACCUUUGAAGCUGGAUGGGGAUUUCAACACCCGUUAAUAUUAGAUGCAGCUGUUACUUAUAAAAAAAAAAAAAUAUUAGAUGCAGCUGUACAUUUGAGUCAUAAAUGCUGCCUCGAAGUACUGGUAUUUGCUUAUUUGUUUUGUUUCUAGGCCUGGCAUUUUGCUGAAAACUUAGUUCUAAGUCGAAGUUAUCUUGUAAGUGAAGGGCACAUAGGAUUAAAAAUUGAUCAAUUUUUAGACUGCAU